GCGCAUGGAUUGUGGAUUUGUACUCUGUGUUCUUUCAGACUUUUUACCCAUUUUGAUCAUAGAUAAGCAAAUAACUUUGGUGACUUUGGUAUAUUGCAAAUUGUGAACUAAGGUUGAAUUUGUACAAGAUGAACUGGUCAGAAGAAGAAAUCAUGCAUUUUGUUAAACUCUAUAGUGAAAAAGAGUGUUUAUGGAAGAAGAGUAGUGUAAACUAUCGCAAUAAAAACAUGCGAUAAGCAGCUGAACAUGAUAGAAAAUGAAGGUUUUGGGGUGGCAGAAUUAAAGCAAAAAUUAAAGAUAAUGAUCAGAAAGCAUUGAAAGUUAAAAAAUCUAAGAAAUGAGGAGGUAAACCGGAUGAUAUAUACGUUCCAACCGUCAAGUGGUUCCGACAAAUGGAAGAAAUAAUGGAUAGCUACACAGCUGAAAAUGAAACGAAAAGCAUACGAAAAUAUAAAGGUCUGCUAGAGGAACAAGUCAUUGAAGAACCGUCUCCAAAUCUAACUGGUAAAACAGGUUCUCGAGUAGAAGCAGGAUUAAAAAAUAAAAAAGCAUGGAUAGAAGCACUAGCCGCAGCUGUUGCAGAGAUCCGAAAAGUCCAGGAAACAAUAACUUCUAAUUCCAUCAGUGACCAUGAAGCCUUUGACAAGUUCAUUGCAGCCAGUUUAAAUAAACUGCCCGCUGUUGAUUCAAUCAUGGCGCAAGGUGAAAUUCAAAGAGUAAUACAAAAAUAUCGAUUGAAUGCGUUAAAUAUGAGCAGUUCUGCUUCUGAGGCUUCCGCAUUAACUGCAAUUCAAUCACCAACCCUUUCUUGGGAUUCACCUCCUGCAACUACUCCUGCAUACAGCACUAAUUACCCGGUCAUGAACGAGGACACAGUUGCAAAUGAUGAUGCUGGUAUCGGAGAUAUUAUCUCGCAAGCAUGGAACUUGACAAACUAA
Messenger RNA from Acanthoscelides obtectus, 938 nucleotides. Lineage: Eukaryota; Metazoa; Arthropoda; Insecta; Coleoptera; Chrysomelidae. The record is from the annotation of a GenBank genome assembly.